This is a messenger RNA of Hippocampus zosterae (dwarf seahorse), 3895 nucleotides long. It is a transcript of the gene ctif, whose product is annotated as CBP80/20-dependent translation initiation factor. Gene Ontology annotation, biological process: regulation of translational initiation. Lineage: Eukaryota; Metazoa; Chordata; Actinopteri; Syngnathiformes; Syngnathidae. Gene Ontology annotation, molecular function: protein binding; translation activator activity; RNA binding. The transcript is spliced from 13 exons. Gene Ontology annotation, cellular component: cytosol. Bases 425 to 2461 code for a protein of 678 amino acids. The record is from RefSeq and is a predicted model, not a curated record.
GCCAGAAGUCAGCCACAUAGUCCAUAGACCUUGCUCCGUUUUGAAUGAAAACGCUGCCACUAGCUUGGAAUUUCUUACUCCUCAAUGGCUAACCAGGUAUAGCCAGACUGACGCCGAGGACUCCCCGGCGACUCGCCAGGCAUCGGUCGUGAGCGCUCCGCGUGCUUCGUUGGGGAUAAAUCCUCUUUGCAUGGCCGCCGAUCAAAGCUGUGAUGUAAAGGAGCUUAAGAGCCAGGGCUGGAGGGGUCAGGUGAUCACACACAGACCCGACGGGAGGGUGGGCCAAGUGGCGGGGAAAUGAGGUGGAAAAACAAACAGAACAGCCCACUGAGGAUGUUGACAGUAGUGGAGGGUGUGUGUGUGUGUGUGUGUGAGGGUUUUGAUGUAGUUAAAAGGUCAGACCCGUCGAGGCCGUUGUGAAAAGAUGGUGCAUGUAUGGAUGCUGGUGGACAGCCGUAACGCGAUGUGUUGCUUUCAGAUCAUGAGGUCACUUUCCUCCGCCGCUUCCCCUCUUCGCUUCCCACCUGCCGCCUUCUCGGUCGCCAUGGAGAGCUCGUCAGUGGCUUCGGCGUCAUCCGAGGCCGGCAGCACGCGCUCGCAGGAGAUCGAGGAGCUGGAGCGGUUCAUCGACAGCUACGUCCUGGAGUACCAGGUGCAAGGGCUGCUGGGAGACAAGGUGGACGACGACCUGGACAUGGACAAUGGUGGGAAGGUGCCACAGUGGACAGAUGAUUGCAACGACUACAAAGAUGGCAGCUGGACGUCAUCUCAGGGGAGAAGCUCCUCAAAGCCAGAUGAGUGGGAGCACAGCAGUAACGGCAGCUCAGGUUCCAGGCCCAGUUCUGGGUCCAGACCGGGUUCUGGCUCCCGAGAUGGCAGUAGGGGGCGGAACAACCAGUUCAGAGGCUCGGCCAAGAAUGGGAACAAAGAUGUCUCCUUUGACAUCCUUGGCACAGACAUAUGGGCGGCCAACACAAUGGACUCGCGCGGGGGUACAGGCUGGGAUGUGCAGCCAGAGAAGCUCGACUUUAGUCACCUCCACAGGAAACACACACGAGUAAUACCAAAGCACCUGCCGCACAUCGACCGAGAGGGAAUGAGCAAAAACAAGUUUGAGGAAGAUGAUGGCGUAUACUUAAAUGACAUAGAGAAGUUUCUGCCCCAUCUGUGCUCUGUCUUCCCACCCCUUCCUAAUGAGGCUGAGAUCGCGCACACCAAAAAGCUCUUCCGACGCAAGAGGAACGACCGACGGAAACGGGCUCAGGGAGGAGGUAAGAACCAAUCUCCGUCACCGCAGCACCAUUGGGAUCAGCAGUCACCCAGCCCGACGGAAACGGGCGACAACAGAAACAACGGCCGCUCGCCUCGCCAGUAUCAAGGCGGACAUGGGCAACGUCAGGGCGGACACCCGCACGGAUGCAGCCAGAACCGACGCUGGCACUCCAAUCACAAAGCUACGGGACAACAGAUCCCCGCCGGUCCCGAAAGGGGACUACCUCUGAGAGCAACCAAAGAGACCAUCGAGACAAGUGACAAGCACGCGCGGCAGAUGGAGGAGCCUCGCGACUCUUCCAAGGCUGAGUCGGCGCCGGACGCUAACGUUUUGUCAGACGCGGCGGCCGGCAAAGAAAGCUCGUCGGGCCAGAGCGUGUCCCAAAUCAGCUUGCUGCGCUCGUCCAAGGAGCGGCUGGAGAGGAGACUAAAGGACAAGGAGGAGGCACUGACGGAGGUGUUGGGCGCACCCGGCAUGGACCGCCUGCUCAGGCUGCUCAACGGCAUGAGGAGCAAUAGCGGCGGCGUGGAAGAGCAACUGGCCUCCUUCAUGGAGGAGGCACAGAGCUCGGCGCGCUCCGAGGAAACCCUGAGCCAAGUCGUGGACAGCAUCUACGACAAGGCCGUGUCGGACCGCAGUUUCGCCGCCACUGCCGCCAAGCUGUGCAACAAGAUGGCGCUCUUUAUGGUGGACGGGACCAAGUUCCGGUCCUUGCUUCUCAAUCUGCUGCAGAAAGACUUUGCCCGCCGCGAGGAACUGCGGCGGUCGGACGUGGAGCUGUGGUUGGGCUUCAUCACCUUCCUGUGUGAGGUGUUUGGCAUCAUGAGGAGCAGUUCCGGCGAGCCGUUUCGGGUCUUGGUGUGUCCCAUCUACACUUGCCUGCGAGAGCUGCUGCAGUCCAAAGACGUGAAGGACGACGCCGUGCUGUGCUGCUCCCUGGAGCUGCAGAGCGCCGGGCACCUCUUGGAGGAGCAGCUGCCCGAGAUGAUGACGGAGCUGCUCGCGGCCGUGCGCGACAAGAUGCUGAGCCCGGCCGAGUCGCCGCUGACCCGCUCGCUCCUCAUGGAGGUGGUGGAGCUCCACGCGCGUUGCUGGAGUCCCCUGGAAGCUCCCGCCACGCAGUACUACGACCGCACCAUCCAUAAACUCACCGCCGCCACCACCACCGCCGCCGCCGUCACGGCCUAACGCGCCAUAUCUUCCCGAACUAUGGGCGCGUUUGGGCCACUAGGGGCAGUGUUGUACGGCAGGAGCUUAUCCAUGCGAAUAGAGACAUGUAUGUUGGGGGUGUGGGGGGGCUGUCUUCAUUGUCAUAUGUCCCCCUCCUCCUCCCGUCGCAUCCUCUCGCCCUCGUGGCUGAUAACGGACAGAAAAUGGAGGCAGGGAGCAGACACGGCGGGUUGUUUGCGCCGUCUGCCCUCCUCUCCGCAGGGACCCCUCACCCCCCCUCCCCCACCAGGUCAGGAGGUCUCGCCAUGGGACUCCAGCAUGCCUACAGCAGCCACCCCCUCCCCCUCAUAACCCCCCACCCCACCCUUUGUCUCCUUCCCUUAGCAGGAAGCCUUUUUUUGUAGGGACGAGACAGCGGGCCUGCUGGGCCCGCCUGGGCUCGGGAUAAGGAUCAGGCUGGCUCGAGUAGGGUGGCAGAUGGCGGCUUGAGCCCUCGUGAGACACACACACACACACACACACACACACACACACACACACACUUCCAUAAACACACGCAGUAACCCUGUAUCCCGCUCGCCGAUAUAAAAAAGAGGAAACAAGGGGGUCAUCGUUAAAAAAAAAAAAAAGAAGCACAUAGUACUGUUCAACCUCCUGUUUUGGCCCCCCGAGCCACAUUUAUUUUUAAUCUGUAUUUAUGACCUAUGAUUUUAAUAUCUUAUUCUCACAAGGAAUAUUAGUGCCACACUGUCAAGUUUUAAUAUGACAGGAAAUGGGAGACUCAAAAGAACGACAUGUUGAGUCACGAUAGCAACAAUUAAAAAAAAAAAAGGCUGCCCAGUUGUCAAUUACAAAAGUAAUCAUUUAAGGGGAAUAAAAUUGUCGUAGGAGAAGGAGUUUGUGAGGAAAAAUGUCAUCAUAGGACUGGAGUUGUGUUCAUAAAGCAAAAAAAAAAAGCUUCCUCAAAACCAGUGAAAAUUCUUUUAUAAUCCUCUUCAAAAAAAAAUUUCCUCUUUUUUUCAGUGUGGCACUAAAAACUUGUUUUGCGGAUUUUCGCCAUGUACAUGUACUUUCUUGCACACGUUGGGAGUCGAUUAGCAUUGUUGCGAGUUGGUUUGCUGUCAACAAACAAAACUGAUGGACAGAAAAAAAAUUUUUUGCUGCAGUGAGAGGAAGUUUUUUGUUGAGCUAAAAAAAAAAAAGGAAAUAAUGGAAGUGUAAUGCAAAUGUGAAGUGUAGCUCACAUUUUUACUCCUUUGCCGUGAACUGGUGCGUGUUCAACAUUGACACUAUUUGAUCAUUUUAUUAUGUUUGCGGAAUAAUGACAUUUAUUCGCCUGUGUAUUAUGAAGACCACAUAGCCCCCCAAAAAAAAGAAGAAAAAAAGAAACUCAAUGUAUAUGUGACGCUAAUGUACGCUGCGAUCGGUCAUGUAGCAUCUGUGAAUGAGCUC